Molecule: messenger RNA, 603 nt
Organism: Scleropages formosus (Asian bonytongue)
Lineage: Eukaryota; Metazoa; Chordata; Actinopteri; Osteoglossiformes; Osteoglossidae
Product: hemoglobin subunit beta-like
Exons: 3
Coding region: 61-504 (147 amino acids)
Biological process (GO): oxygen transport; hydrogen peroxide catabolic process
Cellular component (GO): hemoglobin complex; haptoglobin-hemoglobin complex; blood microparticle
Molecular function (GO): organic acid binding; peroxidase activity; oxygen binding
Source: RefSeq, a predicted model, not a curated record
GUGACACGAUUCCUUUACUUCUGCCAGGAAGAAGUGCUAGAAACUUCCAGAACUGCCGAAAUGGUUGUGUGGACAGAUGCUGAGCGCGCCGCCAUCACCGGCAUCUUCUCGAAGCUUGACUAUGACUUCGUAGGGCUUAAUGCUCUGGCCAGGUGCCUCAUCGUGUACCCCUGGACCCAGCGGUACUUCGCCAAGUUUGGUAACUUAUACAACGCGGCUGCCAUCAUGGGGAACCCCAUGGUCGCAGCUCAUGGCAAGGUAGUCCUGCGUGGCCUAGACAAAGCAUUGAAGAACAUGGACGACAUCAAGAACGCUUAUGCUCAGCUGAGCGAGCUGCACUCCGAGAAGCUUCAUGUGGAUCCUGACAACUUCAAGCUGCUGGCCGACUGCAUCACCAUUGUAGUGGCUGGGCAGAUGGGCUCUGCCUUCACCGCUGAUGUCCAGGCUGCCUGGCAGAAGUUCCUGGCUGUUGUUGUCUCUGCUCUCUGCAGACAGUACUACUAGAAGUUUUCUUCAACUAGAGCACUGAGCAACAGCUCCGGAGGUGUUCUGUUUUGAGGAACAGGAACAUUAAUGAUUUAAUAAAAGAGGAAUUAAGAACCA